Sorghum bicolor (sorghum) is the source of this 1312-nucleotide messenger RNA. RefSeq names its product methylsterol monooxygenase 1-1. Lineage: Eukaryota; Viridiplantae; Streptophyta; Magnoliopsida; Poales; Poaceae. Gene Ontology annotation, biological process: sterol biosynthetic process. Bases 128 to 1036 code for a protein of 302 amino acids. The record is from RefSeq and is a predicted model, not a curated record. Gene Ontology annotation, molecular function: iron ion binding; C-4 methylsterol oxidase activity. The transcript is spliced from 5 exons.
UUUGGUGAGUGGUGUACGUGUCAGUGAGCUUGGAGAGAUCUCUCGCGAGGGGAAAAAAAAAUAAGCUAUAUCUAGCAGUGAGUGAUCGAGUUAGGUUCGCCGGCGGCAGGACGGACGCCGGUGAUCGAUGAUCCCUUACGGCACGGCGGCGGAGGCGGAGGCGGCGCUGGGGCGCGGCCUGACGCCGGCGGAGGCCGCCUGGUUCCGCUACUCGGCGGCGAUGCCGGACCACUGGCUGCUGUGGCACAACACCUUCAUCCUGUUCCUAGCCCACAUGGUGGUGCCGCUGCCGCUGGCGCUCCUGGAGCGCGUGGCGCCGGCGUUCGCCAUGAGGUACAAGCUGCAGCCCCGGGUGCGGCUCUCCAUGGCUGCCGUCGCCCGCUACUUCGGCGACACCAUCCGUGUCUUCCUGCUCGUCCUCGUUCCCUACCAGCUCAUCUCCUACCCCGUCGUCAAGGUGGGUGGUAUCCGGAUGGGUCUUCCUUUGCCAUCAGUGGGCGAGGUAGCCGUGCAGCUGGUAGCCUACGCCUUGGUGGAGGACUACCUCUCGUACUGGAUCCACCGCUUGCUGCACACGGAGUGGGGGUACCACAAGAUCCACCACGUCCACCACCAGGUCACCGCGCCCACGUCCUUCGCCACGUCAUACAGCCACUGGGCCGAGGUCGCCGUCUUCGGCGUCCCUACCUUCGCCGGGCCCACCAUCGCACCCUGCCACGUCGUCACGCAUUGGCUCUGGUUUGCCGUCAGUAUUUUCGAGGCCAUCAGCGCCCACUGCGGGUACAACUUCCCGUUUGAUCCCACCAAGCUGAUCCCGUACCACGGAGGAGCAGAAUUCCAUGACUACCAUCACUUGGUUGGAAGGCAAAGCAACAGCAACUUUAGCUCAAUUUUCACCUACUGCGAUUACAUAUACGGAACAGAUAAAGGCUAUAAGUACUACAAGGCAAACGUAGCAAAGGUGAAGGCAAAGCUGGCAAGAAACAGUACGGAGAGAGAAGGCAGAAACGGAUUCAGCAGUACGAAGCUGGACUGAGAUUUGUCACCCCCCGGCCCCUUGCACGUGAAUAAUGGUGCCUAGCUAUAUCUAUACAUACAGUUUGUUAUAGUCUUGCGGGUCCUUUUUCUCAAGGAACCUAAGAUGGACAAAUAAUCUGAAGUUAAUAAGUACAACUACUUAAUUAUGCCCUGUACAUUAUACUCACUUGUAAUCUGCUUUUGUACAACCCCUGCCAUGUACAUUAUACUCACUUGUAAUCUGCUUAAUUAUGCUACCUGCGUCUAUUAUUAUACCUUACAUAUAAAUAAUUAA